Messenger RNA from Lachancea dasiensis, 858 nucleotides. The record is from the annotation of a GenBank genome assembly. Lineage: Eukaryota; Fungi; Ascomycota; Saccharomycetes; Saccharomycetales; Saccharomycetaceae.
AUGUCGCAUACGGGUAUUUUGCACAGCUAUGCGCCUCAGAAGGCAGCUUUUGAGUUCACUCCUAGGUUGCUCAAAAAGACUAUCAUUUUAAUCGGGGGUCUAGAAGACGGACUUUUGACUCUCGACUACUUCACCAAGGUUGCAGAACAAGUAAGCCCCCUUGGGUGGUCUGUGGUGCAAAUUCAAAUGUCCAGCAGUUUUAAGGGCUGGGGUCUUUCAUCGCUGGAUAACGACAUCCGCGAAAUCAAGCAGUUGGUGGAGUAUUUGCGGUCGCCUGCAGGUGGCUCCCGUGAAUCAAUUGUCCUGUUUGGACACUCAACGGGAUCGCAGGAUACCAUGCAUUACUUGCUGAACUACGGCGAGACCGUGGAAGGGGGCAUUAUGCAGGGCUCCGCUUCUGACCGCGAAGGCUUUUCACAGUCGGUAGAUCCAGGGGAAUGGGAAAGACUGAACGCAAGAGCGAAGGCCCUAGUGGACAGAGGACAAGGAGCUGAGAUUUUACCAUAUGAAUACGCCAAGAUUAUGAUGGGCACUCCUAUAACCGCAUACAGAUGGUGCUCACUGGCUCUCCCGGGCGGCGACGAUGACUACUUUUCAUCGGACCUUGAGCCUGAAAGCUUAAAAUCCACUUUUGGGAAGAUCCAGAAGCCGUUCAUGAUUGCCUACUCCGAAUUCGACCAAUUUGUACCCAAGUUUGUCGAUAAACCAAAACUUUUAUCCAAGUGGGCUUCAUGUAGUGACCCGACCUUCUAUUCCAAGCACUCUGGCCUCAUCAAAGGGGCAGAUCAUCGCGUUGAACAACCCGCUGCAAGGGAGUGUCUCUUUGGAAUGGUCAGAAACUUUUUACAAGACCUUUAA